Styela clava is the source of this 2984-nucleotide messenger RNA. Its product is annotated as cytochrome P450 3A29-like. Gene Ontology annotation, molecular function: iron ion binding; heme binding; oxidoreductase activity, acting on paired donors, with incorporation or reduction of molecular oxygen. Lineage: Eukaryota; Metazoa; Chordata; Ascidiacea; Stolidobranchia; Styelidae. The record is from RefSeq and is a predicted model, not a curated record.
UGAAUAAUGAUGAUGUACUUAACUUGACUGACCUAUUAGAAGUAAUCCAAAAGUGAGAUUAUUCUGUUUUUCUAUCGUGAAUAUUACAUUCAUUGGAAAUAUGCAUCUUCUAACUCAAAUAUUCAUGAUUAUAUGAUACUGAACCAUGGAUGCAUAUAUAAGCAAAAAAUUACUACCUAUCAUAAUUAUGCAAUAUUUUUUUGAAUAUUUGUCCUUUGAAACAUGGAUACUAUUAGGCUCUUUGAUCCUGUUGGCAAGAUAUUAUAUUCAACUAAAAUGGAGUAUGUUGAACAGCCUGCAUAUUCCACAUGACCCACCUUCUAUUUGGAACUUCGGGCAUUUGAAGCAAGCAGUUAUGAACAGAAUUUCCAAUUAUGACUCUGAUCAAAAAGAAAAACACGGUCCAAUUUGGGGUUAUUAUGUUUUCUUUCGGCCUAGGAUAGUCUGCCAUGACUUGGAAAUACUUCAGCAAAUAUUUAUUAAAGAAUUUUCAACUUUUCCUAAUAGAUUGGGUGGAUUUGCGGGUUUAAAUGGAGAGGAAAUGGCGAAUGGUUUACUCGAAGCUGCGGACAGCCAGUGGAAGCGUAUGCGUAAAACAAUGACUCCAACAUUUUCUACUUCCCGGCUGAGACAAAUGUUUAAUAUCAUUGACUGGUGUACGAAUAAUACUCUUGCUGUAUUUAAAAAUACGGUUGACAGGAAAAAUGGAGUGUUUACAGCCAAAGAUGUUUUCUCAAGAUUGUCCCUUGAUGUCAUAUGCUCAUCUGCUUUUAGUACUGAUGUUAAUUCACAAGAUGAUUCUAAAGAUGAGCCUCAAAUCUCUGUCAAUGCUAAAAAUCUUUUUAAGAAUAGUCGUUUUGAUCCAACAUUUCUUAUUAGCAUUAUGUUUCCAUCACUUGGAGGUAAACUUUUUAAAUUUAGUAAGAGAAGUCCUCUGUUUCGUUAUUUUAAUGAUGUAUGCAAGAAAAUAAUACAGCAGAGAAAUGCUGAAGAUUCUCUUUCAAAUCGGAUUGACUUAUUACAACUUAUGUUGAAUUCUAAAGUCCCUGCUUCUGAGUUGGACAAAGAUUCCAAGAAAGGAAUGUCAGAAAUAGAGAUAAUUGGAAAUUCGAUCGUUAUGAUUUUAGCUGGAUAUGAAACCACCAGUACUGUCAUGUCAUUUCUUGCUUAUAAUUUGGCUCAAUAUCCUGAAGUUCAACACAAACUUCAAGCUGAAAUAGAUGAAAUGUAUGAAACGAAAGAUUCGCUAGACUUUGACACUGUGAAUUCACUUCAAUAUCUUGAUAUGUGCAUUAAUGAAAGUAUACGCCUCUACACACCAGUUCCCAGAACAGUUCGUAAGAGUAAUAAAGACAUUACUCUUAGUGGUUUAACAAUACCUAAAGACAUGUUGAUUGUAAUACCAAUUGCUUCACUUUGCCACGAUCCUGAGUAUUGGAACGAACCCAUGGAAUUUCAACCAGAAAGAAUGAGAAAUGUAAAUGAAAUGCAUCCUAUGGUAUUUCAGCCAUUUGGAAGUGGACCAAGAAAUUGUAUUGGUAUGCGGUUCGCAUUAAUGGAGGUAAAAGUUGCAUUCUGUAAACUCCUGCAUGAAUUUAGUUUUAAGCCAACUUUAGAUACCCCUGUACCUCCACUGCAAAUAAUAGUUAAUGCGUCUACCAUUCGGCCAAAGGUAAACUUUAAUCUUCAAAUUGUACCAAGGAUGAAUCAGGUAGAUAGAUAGUUUUAUUGGAGUUCACUUCAAAUUUCUUGAACUUUUCUUAUAUAUGGAAUACAUCUCGAACAAGUAUUAUAUUAUAUAUACACAAUUAAAUUUCUAAAUAUAUUACAUCUCCACUUCAUAUCAAUUAACACAUACGGUAUAUUUUUUAAAGGCAUAACUCAGGUUUAAAUAUUUCAGAUUCAAUGGUACUUGAUAUACCAGUAUUUUAAACUCAGGGGAAUAUUUAAUAAUUCAAAUGGUAUUUUUCUACUAUAUCAAAAUUAUAUAUAUUGGUAUGAACCCUCUUCCAAAGUCAUUGACUGUGGCGCUAGCUGAAUAAAUUUGUAUAAUUACUCCCCUACAUCAUCUAUCUGUAUUGAUAUGUAUCAGUACUUGAUUUAUAAUAUUAUAUAAAGAUAUACCUUUUCAUAACCAUGUAGAUUUUUAUUAGUAGAAUCAUAUUUUUAGAUUACUGCCACAAGAUUAUCAGUUUCAUAAAUGUUAUUUAUUAUUAUUUCAUUUGCUGUAAAUAUUGCAUUACUUUUUAUUUUUUAUACCAGAAUCAUAGUUUGAUAUAUUUUCAGCAUUAGUGUAUCAUUAGAAUUGUUUCAGGAUCUAUGUAUCAUUUUGCAAAAUUAUUAUUGUUCUUGUUGGGGUUUGUUGCCUUGUGGGGUAUUCUUCUCUCUUUUCUCCACCAAUAAUAGACCAAUCAAUUCUAACUUUGUAGUACUUUAAUUAAUAAAGUUCUAUACUAAUUCUCAGCUAAGCUUUCACUGGUACUGAAGUAAAUUGCCUCAGUUGUUGUCUAUGACCGACUAUUCACUUAUUUCAAGUCUUUUAUUAUUUAUUUCACCUUCGUGCCCAUAUUUCUGAACAUUUCUAUAUUAUUUAUAUUAAGUUUAGUUUAAUAGUAGUAAAAUUCAGUCAAAAAUAAGGAAUGGCUUGUGACUCGUCGUGAGUUCUAAAAUAGUACAGAAGCUAAAUUGUUGGGGCAUUUAUUAAAACUCAUGCAUAUGCAUAUUUUUACAGUAGGCCUUCUAAGUUAUUGCAUGUAGUUAGAGUAGUACUUGAAAUGAAACUAGAUUUCUGUUACUGGUAAUAUAUUGUCAUGAAAUACUCUCAAGUUGGUCACACAAUACACUUGAAGUUCAUUGUAUUAUUUAUUUGUGUAUUUGAACUUGUCUUUUUUCACUUGCUCCAACUUGUCAGUAUUCAAUAUGUCUUAUGAUUUUGUACAGUUCUAUAUCAUAUGCAAAUAAACUGUCAUCUUUUUUUUUAUCAG